Messenger RNA from Limulus polyphemus (Atlantic horseshoe crab), 8342 nucleotides. Its product is annotated as GPI inositol-deacylase-like. Gene Ontology annotation, cellular component: endoplasmic reticulum. Gene Ontology annotation, biological process: GPI anchor metabolic process; endoplasmic reticulum to Golgi vesicle-mediated transport. The transcript is spliced from 23 exons. NCBI's taxonomy places the organism in Eukaryota, Metazoa, Arthropoda, Merostomata, Xiphosura, Limulidae. Gene Ontology annotation, molecular function: phosphatidylinositol deacylase activity. The record is from RefSeq and is a predicted model, not a curated record. The coding region runs from base 16 to 2775 and encodes 919 amino acids.
UAAAGCAGCCCAGCAAUGGAGAAAUGGAAGUGGGCAAUUUCGCUUAUAUCUUUCAUAUUCUGUCUCACUGGCCUCUUUGAAUAUCUGACACAUUUUGAAGCAAACAGAUGUGAAAUGACAUACAUGUUUGAAAAACCGCAGUAUAUUAGAAUUACUAUGCCUUCUCCUGUAAUGCACAAGUUUCCAAGAUACAAAUUGUUCAUAUAUGGUGAAGGGAGAUAUGCAGAAAUCUUGAGAAAUGGUCAACUGGAAGGAUUGCCAGUAUUGUUUAUACCAGGCAAUGCUGGGAGCCACCGUCAAGUUCGAUCAUUAGGGUCUGUUGCUCUACGAAUGGCUGAGUCUUUGAGGUCACCGUUUCAUUUCAACAUGUUCAGUGUAGAUUUGAAUGAGGAACUCUCAGGUAUAUAUGGAGGAGUAUUAAAUGAACAAAUUGAAUUUGUUCACGAAUGCAUACAACAUAUACGCAAAAUGUAUAAGAAGAAUGUUGAAAUUAUUUUAGUGGGUCAUUCAAUGGGAGGUGUUCUUGCCAGAGCUAUGUUGGUACACGAAGGAUUUAAUACUGCCUUGGUGCCCUUGAUAUUCACCCAGGCUUCACCACACAUAGCAUCACUGGCAUCCUUUGAUAGUGCUCUACAGGACUUUUUCACAAGAGUGAACGACAUUUGGAGAAACAAACGGAACAGUACCUUAAAUCAUGUGAGUGUAGUAUCUGUUGGUGGAGGUGAGAGAGAUAUCUUGGUUCAAUCUGAUCUCACCCAACUCAUACCAGAAGCAAACUCCAUCAACAGCAUAAGUGUUGUGAGUACAGCAGUUCCUGGUGUGUGGGCAUCAACUGACCAUCUGUGUAUUGUGUGGUGCAAACAGCUAGUAAUGACAACAGUUCGGGCUUUAUUUGAUGUUGUUGAUCCCAAGUCACAUACUAUAAUUCAGGACCUUGCUGAAAGAGAAAAGAUUCUUAAAUAUCAUUUUCUCAGAAAGUAUGGAGGAAAACAUUUUGUUCGACAACCAAAACUCCACCGUCAACUCUUUCCUUCUUCGGGUACUUGGAUUCUAAAGGAAGAACUUUCAUGGCACUUCUACAAAAACAAGGUCCUGUCAUAUAACUUCAUCUUACUGCCACUGUUUGAAGAUGAAACAAUUAUUGUUGUUAGUGAUGGAUUGGUUAAAGAGGAUUGGGUGUUUGCUUGUUCAGCAGUGACCAAAGGAAAUGACACAAUAUUAUGUGAAGAAGGAGAGAACUUAUCAAACAAAGGAGAGUUAAUUUUGUCUAGAGAAAGGAAGACUGAGAAAAAAUAUAUUCAGUAUCCUGCCAAAGAUCUUCUUAUGAAGGGUCACAGCCAUCUUUUAGUGCAAAUCUCACCAUCAAAUAAAAUGGUUGAUGUGAUUGGAGAGAGGUACAAAGAAAUUUCUCGAAACAAGACAGUAAGACUUCCUUCAGUUAUGAGGAACUUUCUAAACUUUGGUCCUACACAACUACUAACUAUUCCAUUAUCUGAAGGAGCAAUUUUCUACAAAAUGUUUUUGUCUGGGCUUCAAGAACUGUGGCAAGCAUAUUCUGUCAUUAUUGAAACACGAAUCUGUCGAGGAGGUGCUCAUGGCCAAGGGUUAAUUACCUUCAUCGUACCAUGGAGUCACGAAGACAAGUCCUAUCAUAUCAGGCUGGGCAUGGGUGCUUUGACUCGGGUCACUGCAACACUUCACUUUCCACAGCCUGCUCAGCUGGAUAACCGUUUGCCACAGUUACACAUGAUUCUAGAUCCUGAAUGUAGCUAUAAUAUUAGAUGUGAGUUUUCUGUCAAAGAGAGCAUAGGACAGUUUAUCAAGUACUAUGGUCUACUUUUACCUGGAUACAUGGUGGCAAUUAUAAUGUUUGCUUAUAGUAAGCAACUUCAGUGUAUCAAUAAAACAGGACUCUGCCCAUCUCUUCUACUGGCAGCACAGCAGCUUUCAUCAUUUGUUAGUUUGGUGAUAGUACCAGUUGUGUUAUAUUACUGCUUGAGGUCAUUCAAUUUGCAUGUUCCCCUAGUGCCAUCUAGUGAUGAUCUGGUUUUACAGCAGCGAGGACUACAUUUUUUGGGUCUUAGAAUUUUCUUGUAUUUAAUUGCUUAUGGUCUAGUAAUUCUACAGGUGUUGGUAAUAUCUUCACUUGUCAUUCUGUUUGGAGCCUUACAUCAGUUCUUUAUGAGAAGGUUUUCACAAACAGAAGUGACACCUGUGACUGAAAAGAAGCCAACAUUUGAUCUGGUGUUUGUUGUGGCCUGUAGUGUUUUGGCAGCAGUGGCUUUCACAGUAGCUGGUGGGCUAGGACUGAUUGGAGGUUUUUUCCUGCAGUUUUUCAAGUUGACUGCACUCUGUGGAAAAAACCGAGCAGUAGAGAACAGGAGAGGGAUUAGCUCUAGUACUACAAGAUGGCACUUUCACAACUCUCUAUAUUCACUGUGGCUUUGGGCAGUCAUUCUUACUAUUCCAUCUUUAGUAGUAUGGGUCAGGAACUUUGACUUUUCUUCUCAUCUUACACACGAUCCUCAUCUUCUUCCAUCAGUUGUCAUUAUCCUGGCUUGCAGCACUUUCUGGCAAAAGAACAUUCCAUCUUCAUUAAGGUGGCAGUAUGGAACUAUAUCAUACUUGGUCCAUGCAGUAGCAGUGUUAACUGUAAUUUUUGGACUGACCUCUAUGUAUCGUAUCUUCUAUUUUAUUGCUGUCAUUUUUGCUGCAGUUGCAGUUCAGCAAGCUAUAGCUCUGUGCCAGGAGUGGAAAUCAUCCAAAAUAGACUAAGAACAUACUUAAUAGUCAGUAAGUAGUAUGUGUUUGUUACAGCUUAGUUCCAGCUUGUAGGUAGUAUAAUAGUCACAUUUUGUAUCAAAUUUAUGUUACAGUCAAUGUUGCAUUUUAAUUUAUUGUUCAUCACAAUUUGAAAGAAGAGUUACUAUGUUACUAAAGGAUAAAUUUAAUCUUUAGAUGAUUUCCUUAAGAGUUUAAAGGUUUUCUGUGAGUAUUUAUAUGCAUGUUUGGGAGUUGCUUUUCUGUUUAGAAUAGUAAACUACUUUAUAAUAGGUAUAUUUAAAAAUGAUGGAUAUAGUUUAACUAAACUGUAGCUUCGGUCUGAUGACAGUGUGGAUUUAUGUUAUUGAAUGUAACAAAAUUUAGGAAUGUAAUUCAAGAUAUGUAAACACUAUUUAUGUUAUCUUGUAUGGCUUGCACCAGUGUUACACAUCUUGUGUCUUUCUAUCUCACAAAUUGAAAUGCAAAACUUUAAAAACAAUUAAAGCUAAUGUGUCCUUAUGCUUUGUAUUUGACAUGACAAUUUCAGGUAUGGAUUUGAUGCCAUUUGAAUUAUUUCUGUAUUUCCUUCCAUUAUUAAUGGUAACAUUUCUAUAUUAAUUUCAAUAUUGUUGCUCAGAGUAUAGUAAUAUCCUGAGAUUUAUGUACAUGGUUGCAUUUGAAUGCAGAUUACAGUAACAUCCUGAGAUAUAUGUACAUAGGCUGUAUUUGAAUGUAGAUUACAGUAACAUCCUGAGAUAUAUGUACAUAGGCUGUAUUUGAAUGCAGAUUAUAGUAACACCCUGAGAUAUAUGUACAUAGGCUGUAUUUGAAUGCAGAUUACAGUAACAUCCUGAGAUACAUGUACAUAGGCUGUAUUUGAAUGCAGAUUACAGUAACAUCCUGAGAUACAUGUACAUAGGCUGCACUUGAAUGCAGAUUACAGUAACAUCCAAUCGUCCAAUGAGCUGUCCUUUGUUGGAUCUUGACCCAAGUUUGGGGGGCCCACACAUUUUGAUAUUCGGUCCACCGACUUUGGAAAGAUAAGACAUUAUACUGUUAUGGUUUUUGAAUAUUUUUACUGUUAAUAUUAUUAUUUGUAGUUAUUUGGGUUCAAUAACAUAAGUAUAGUUAGAUUAGUCAAUACUCAUAGUGAAGUUCAGAUUAGGCUUAACAUGGGUCUUUGUUAUUUUAGGAUUACCUGUAAUUCAUCUUACUGGUAUAUCGUAAAUUAGGUUAACUAUAUUGUUUUUUCUUCAAAUCAUCACCUCAUACAUAUGUUAUUAUCAAUACACACUUACUUAAUUUUACAAUAUAACAGCUAUUUCAUUUUUUAUUAUUAUUUAUCGUUUAUACUUCUUCAUAUUAACUUUGUUUGUGUGGACCCCUGGAGCCGGGGUCUGCACAAGCUUCUUCUCCCGAUAUUGUACGUAUUAUUGUUAGGUUAGGGUUUUUAUCAUUUAAAGUGUAGUGAUUUACUUUGUCCUGCACAGUUUGAUUAGUCUUAACAAAUGUCUGUUAUUUUCAGUUUACCUGUAAUUCACCUCAUCUUGAUGUCUUCAACACUUACUUAAAUUUACGUUAUAUCGUAUUAUUUCAUUUUCGUAAUUCUUUAUAAUUUAUACUUCUUACAAUUAAUUUAGUUUAUGAGGACCCCUACCUUCUCCUGAUAUUGCUCGCAUUCCUCCUACAACUGCCUAACCCAUUUCAGACAACGUAAAUUUUGUCAGUUUUCCUGCACCUGAUCAUGGAGUGCCUUCCCAGGCCUCUACUGCAGAAUAUGCUUGGCCUAUCUCAGGUUUUUUUAUUAUUAUUAUUUUAGACACUUUUUACAGUAUAUUCACCUUCUUCUCCUGACAUUGUUUCAUGGUGAUCAUUUUUGUCUCUCUUUUGAAAGUGCUGAUUUGCAAAGCUCACCCUACCCAGGCUUUAAUCCUAUCCAUUUUAUCCCCCACCUAGUUUUCCAGCUUCAUCUUACCCUAUCGACUCUCCUCUGUCUACCUUACACCUCCUGUCUUAGAUGUUCCACCUAUAUCUAGGGGAAUUUUGUGGGAAACCUCUUCCUCCUUCCUUCCAUGUUGGGGCAUUUGUCAUCUUCAGUUCUUUCCCUCCACACAUGACUUCUUUGCUUUUGGGAUCUUCUGGGGUGGGACACUGUUUUGUACCAUUUGUUUACCAUCCACUUCUAAUAGGAACCUAUGGUCGGCUCUUUUUCUCCACCGGGUCUUCUAGUAGAGUAUGAGAAUCCUUGCCAUUUUCCAGUUCCUAGUUACUGGGGUGGUAGAUCACGGAGGCAGCCUCCUGAAUAUGAUAAUUUCCAUUCAGUGGACAGUAGGGCAGUAGUGUUUUGCCAGUGUAGAUGUUAAAGAUCCUCCACUCGUGUGCUCCACCUCCAGCCAGUGGGUCCUGGAGGUUGAUUUUGUGCAAAUUCAGUACAGUUCACUCUAGCUCUGUGGUUACUGGAAGUUUCAGUGAUAGUUCAGUAGAAUCAAAUAGAGGGAGUCACAUACGUCAGGAGGAUGUGUUGCACUCCUAUUAGUGGAAAGUGCAUGAUGGUUUACAUGCGAGACACAGUUGAACUACAUUAAUCGUGGGGUAGGUGGGAGGUUCAAGGCUUGUGGCAUGCAAACAAAUUUUGCAUACAGAGGACAGCACUGAAUGGAAAUAGCAAUUAUGUGAGAGGAGGUAAGUACCCAUUAGAAAUAUAUUUUCAGUGUAGGAAAUUAUUAAUUUUGGCUCACUCUGAGAAUAAUGUUACACUUAAUUCUAAUUGGGUAUGAUCUGGUAUCGUACAUAAACAAACUCAACUAAACAACAGAGGAAACAUGCAUAAAUUAUAAACAGAUUCAUAAUUAACAAAACUUAAGGAGUACUACCUUACUGUGUUAAGCUGUAGAAAUUGGUAAUUGAUAUAGUUUAUGUAUUGCUUUGAUAUGCUAGACAAAAAAAAUCAUUAUUGUUCAGAGCAUUUUGUAAUUCUUCUUAGAUUUUGACAAGUGUAAUUCAGCACUCAGCUAGGGAUAAUUAACUAGUUUCAUGAGGAACAAUGGACCAAUGGAUGUUAAUAUCAAAUAUAAUUUUAAACUUACCUUGUAAAGGAACAGUAUUGAUAUUUAAUUAUUUCAAAUUGUGUGUGUUUUUGUAUAUUAUAUUUUUGCAUUUGAAAGCAGUUAUGAUAUUGUAUUUCCAUUUUAUUCUUAUUCUUACUGUACUUGUGAUGGCUUACAUAACAAUAUCACUUCAUUUGCUGUUAGACUGAUUGAAGCAACUGGGAAAAUUAUGUUGUACAUGACAUGUUUGUAUUUUUGUAUUCCAGACAUGUUUUUAUCUCUGUUGUAGUGAAAAACAGUUCCUAAACAGUAAUUAUGCUCAGAUUGUCCUAGUGACUGGUAUUUAUUUUAAUUAUCCAUAUUUCUAAUGGACGUUGGUCAGCCAUAGAUCAUAACAAAUUGUAAUACUUCUUGUGAGUUAACAAGCCAACUCUUUUUCACAUCUUUUAAAUUAAAAACUCAACUCAUCAUCAUAUACCUUCUGAAAUAUGGAGUCAGUCUUUUCAUUGUAAACUUUCCAUAUUUAUUGUCUUAAGGUUAAUAGUCAGUUAUUUAUGAUAACCCCACUGUUAUUAGUGAUGAACAGAACUUCUAAAAAUAACCCACAAAUACUUGUUAGUUAACAAGUCAACUCUUCAUCAUAACUCCAUCUUCCUUUGGAAUCAAAAGUUACCUCUUUAUUCAUAACCUUUCUCUACUUCUGAGUUAAAGAUUCAACUACUUACAAUAAUGGUUAAUACAUUUACUGUUUAUCAAUCAACCUUUUAUCAGAAGUUCUUCCUACUAUUUAGCAAACGGCCGUCUGUAUCACAGCUCUCUGAUAUUUUUGAAUAUAAGUCUCACCUAUGUCUCACAAUCACAGCUAUACACCUAUUACACAAUCCUAAUCACCUUUUUUUAUGAUAAUAUUUUUCUUUACUUAUCUAACGGUUAACUGUCAUAAGAAUUCUUUAAAUAAGCCUUCCUAACAUAAAGUUCCAGGUAUUUCAUUUAGUAGCUUUGAUAUUUUUGAAGUAGGUUAUUCUUUAUUAGGAAUAGCUAAAUUACUUUUAAGUUUUAGAUAAUUACCUCAUAAUGCUCAAAGAAGCCUUAGUUUAGAGCUUUCAAAUAACAUUAGGUCAGGUUUGACCCAGUAGUAAUUGUGUUCAGACUGUGAAUCUGGGAGUUUAUGGUUCAUAUCUCAUUGCUAUAAAAAUGCUCUCCACACUUUGGUACCGUGGAUGUGCUAUAAGAAAAUAGUUAAAUUCCUCUGUUUGAUCAGAUAAAAGCAUCCUACAAGUUGACAGUGUUUCUGUUGACUAUCCUGCUUCCCCUCUAGCUCAGUGGUUCUCAACUGAGGACCAGCUAGUUCUGUUCCCAAAAUCUCAUGGACUGCUUCAAACAGUAUUGAGUUUUUAGAAUACUUUUAAGUUACAUUGUAAAACAACGUACUUCAGUAGCUAUAUUUUAAAAUACUUUUUUUCAUCUUAUGUACCAUCUGAAACCCCCAUGGAUUGGUGGUUGGGAACCACUACUCUGGUUUAUCAGGCCAAACUUAAGGAUGGGUUUGUGCAUAUAGCCCUUUGUAUGGCUUUGCAUGAGAAUCAGGAACAAACAAACUGAUGAAAUUGUGAUAAUUAAAGCAAAUUAGUUUUCUUUCAGGUGCAAAAAAAAAGACUACAAUACCAUUUUAUUUACCCCUAGAACCAUCCAAACUGUAAUAACCCUAUUUUAAUGUAACAUUUGGCAAUUAACUUGCCUAAAACUAAAAUUUUUAACUACACAGUUCUCUUGAGGAUUUCAGCCAUUCGUUUUUCAGUUAAAAGAUUGAUUAUUGUUUUUGGCUAUCUUUGUAUAAAGUAUGCAUUAGUGUGCAUGUGAUCACUUUUCUCAUAACUCAGUCAGUAGGUAUACUUUCACAUUCUCAUUUUAUUGAUAUAAUAUCAUGCUGAAAUAUAUAUCAAACUAUAUUGUUGUUAGAAGCUGUUUUUAUUAUCAUUUGAUAAUUAUGCAUUGGGUAGUGUAACAUGUUGUUAUUCUACCCUAUUACAUAUGUGAGAAAAUUCCAAAGUAUUGCUUGGGCUUUGCCCUAAGUACUUUUUAAUUGAUAGUGUAAUUUGUAUUUCAAUUGUUUUGUGCUUAACUUUUGAAUGAAAACUAGCUAGAAAUAUCGGUUAUGUAACUGAGAGAUUGUAAAUGCCAUUUUAGGUUAUUUAGUGUUUUAAAAACUUAUUGUAAAGAAACUUGAAUAGUAGUACUUUAGUGUUUUCCUAAUUAAAUAAACAUUUAUUUCUUCACACAAAUUUUAUCAGUUGUACAUAGUAAAACUUUUGUUUAAUAUAACUGUAACUGAGGGACUGUAAAUGUCAUUUUAGGUUUUUGAGUGUUUUUUAAAAAACUUACUUAUUGUACCACGUACAACUGAUAAAAACUUAGUUCUUUCUAAUAUUUAAUUUAUUUCUUCAAUAGUUUAAUAAACUUUCCUUACCAUGUGAGAGUUACAUUUUCAUAAGUGUUGUAUGAUAUAACAAAAUAAUAGUAUGUAAUAAUAAA